CAGGCAUUGUUUUGACUUUGACGGGGAACUGUGCCCACAACUUCUUCCAUCAGCGUAACAACUGGAGGAUGUACUACUUUGACCUGACGCUUUUUUCUUCAUAUAAAUGGCGAAUUAGUCACGGAUUGUCACAUCAUCUGUAUACAAAUACCAUUUAUGAUUUUGAAGUGUCUGUUCUUGAGCCAUUUUGGGAAUUCUUGCCAAAACCAAAGAAGUCUUUUCUACAAAGAUAUGGUUCAUGUGUAUAUGAAUACCUCAUUUUACCAUUGACUGCGUUUUUAGAAUUUGGGAAGAGAUUAUACCUACAAUACUGUGGAACAGUCAAGUGGCGUCUGGAAAAUGUACUGCCUGUCCUUGAAUUUGUGGUCAUGGCAUUACUUGCACCAUCAUAUGGAAUGGCUUUCAGGUUGUGGUUGGUGUUACACAUGGCGUGCAGUACUUCAUUUAUAACCAUAGGAUUGAUAGCUGCACACCACCACCCAGAAAUCUAUCAUGAGGGUGAUACCAUGAGAGAUGAUCGAGACUGGGGGCUCUGCCAGCUGGAUGCAGUAAGAGACAGGUAUGCUAUGAAUUUGGUGAUUGAACAUUACAUUUUAUUUUACUGUACUUUAAUAAGACAAGGUUGUACUAGAGUAAGAUGUCAACUUAAAUGGUAUCCAUUUUAACCCCUGGGCUUCGAGCUAUGG
This is a messenger RNA of Homarus americanus (American lobster), 686 nucleotides long. RefSeq names its product cytochrome b5-related protein-like. Gene Ontology annotation, cellular component: mitochondrion. The record is from RefSeq and is a predicted model, not a curated record. Lineage: Eukaryota; Metazoa; Arthropoda; Malacostraca; Decapoda; Nephropidae. Gene Ontology annotation, molecular function: heme binding.